GGAGUCACGGAACAACUUGUUGAAAUUGACACAAUUUUUUUUCCCCACCUGGAUCUAAACUGAUCAGCAGGUGUGAAGUGAUCCGGAUUUAGCCAAAUAUGAUUCAGAUGGGCCUCGUGGUGGUUUUACAAUCUGUUCAGUGACUCAAGAGAGAAAGGUUUGCUCCCAAAAUCAAUAAACAUUAGAUCUCACGUCCCUUUGAAGAACGAUUUUCAGUCAGGAGAUUCCAAAUGACAUCAAAAUUCUUAUUUUUCAUAAUAAAAAUAAAUUUUUCAGUUCUCGGAGUCACCUGAGAUUAUACUUUUGCCACAGUUACUCACAGAAAUGGUGUUCGUUUAAAUAAACGUGAUCAAAAGAAAAAACCGACUCCUCACUUUGAACGACGCUGAAACAGAUGCUUCGUGCGCCCCCUGCUGGUCGGCUCUCCACACGGCUCUGCUCCUGUAAUUUCCAUGACAGCCGGAUGCUGAAAUCAAUAAACAGUCAUUAACGAACCUGAAAAUACAAAUUCUGUGGCAGUCAGCAAAAGAAAAUCAAAUCAAACAGCGUCUCCCUCCUGCAUCUAUUUAGACUCAAGCAGACUAAUCAUGACCAUUUUGUGCAGAAUAACUUCUGAUUCUUUUUGCUCUGCGACAGUGUUCAAGCUUGCACAGAGGAGGAAUUAUCUAGUUCAGGUCUAAUCCUUAUGCCCAAGUGUUUUACAGCCGAUCUAAUUACAUCUCUAUAAGUCACACCGUUUAAACUGCUUUGCUUUCUCAUUUCCUCGUGUCUUUGCUUCUUAAUUCUGAAAAUCGAUCAUUAUCAGAGGUCGGCCAAGGCUCCGCACCAACAUGGCAAAAGAGGAGUGGAUAUAUUUCCUUUUACUGAGCUCACCUGUCUAACACAAUGAGAGAAGUGGAUUUAUUUUAUUUAUUAUAUAUUUAUUAUUUAUUUAUUUAAACAUGCAGCCUGAUGCAUUUGCAGAAUCCAUGCAGAGACCACACCGAAUCACAUCCAUCCAUGGCAGGAUGAGAGGACACCGAGCAGAGGAUUCAUCCUUUUCCUGCUCACACUCAUGUAUUUUUCAUUCCCAUACCAGAUCGAUCUUCAUACCUUCUGCUUUCUUGCCUCCGCACAUUUUACUCACACUGCACCUCAUCACACAACCCAUAGCCGCUCCUUCAUUUACACUUCCAUCCUCCCUCUCCUCCUCCCCCCCAUGUCAUUCAAUUUCCCUUGUCCACUCGUCCUUCACUUCUCCCAUGCUGUUCAUCCCAUCCAGCAUCCUCCUACUCUCCAGGGGGUCUGUGGCGGCCCUAAUGAAGCGGAUAGUUAGCAGAUAUUAGCUCGUUGGUGGUGGAUUCAUUACAGAGCAGAGGCUUAUGGUGAUUAUUUGUCCAUAAAUGAGGGUUUUCUUCCCCUCAAACAACCUCUCACACUCCUCCUCAUCCCCUCAGUUUGCCUCAGCACCUCUGCUUUCACAUGCUCCCCCUCCCUGUUAUUAGACACCCACAAUACAUAUCUACUUUCUUUCCUUCCCUAUCUCUCCUCGACGCCCCCAUACCCCCACUGGUAAUUAUGAAAAAGUCUGUAACGUGCUCAGAGGAGCUGAUAAUACCUUUAGCUUAAUUAAAGACGUUUAUGGGAUGUAAAGACAUGCAGCCUUGGGGUUUCUGUGUACUCACGUCAACCCAAAGCUCUUCAUUUCUUAGAUUUUUCUUCAUCUUCCUUCCUUCUCUUAUCAUCUUCCCAUUUUUACACGCACUGUAAUACGACACGGCUCUGUGUUUUUAUUUCAAGGGUGAGAAGCUAUUUUUGAUCAUACUGAUGUCAGAAAGUGCUCGGCUCCAUGAGCUCUUAUCACAAGCUCGAGGAUUGUUCGACAUACGUCCUGCACGUAGAAUCUUGUGCUGAAAUUUGACCCGCCGAGUCAAAAGAUUACACCGAUCCAGGUCAUUUUUGUCAUGAAAAUGGAAUAUUUUGAACCGAGUGUCUUGUUUUUGCAGCCACGUAUCAGCACCUAUCCAAGAAAAAUCUCACUGGGUCAAUAGACUCAGUGCAAAGACAAAAUCUCAGUGAUUUUCACUGUUCCACGUUACCAUCUGCAUGCUGUCUCCCAGUACAUCACCAUCUGCACAUGACUUAUUUAAUUGCACCACCACAUGCAGCUUCAGUGCACUAAUUAUUCCACUUCUUCGUUUGUUAGGUGUUUCACUGAAAUCCCGUACACUGGAUGCAUUAUUUAAUAGACUUUGCUUACAUUACGGCCGAGAAGAACUUCCAGCUGAUGAAGAGUAAUCUAGGAAUCACCAAAGGGAAAACGAUGGUGUUUAAAGAUAAUCUGCAUCUUUAUUAACCGCCGGUUUUCAGGAUGGUCUCUUAGUGAGAAAAAGACUAUCUACUUAUGAUUAAUGUCAAACGCAAGCUAUUUAACAACGCUGUGAUCAUGAAAUUCACUGUAUUUGUGCUGUUUUUCAUGUUUCUGUAACCAGGGGUAACAGGUGCGCGUUUUAGAUGUUUCAACUAUAAAACUUGGACUGAAGUGAAAAUGGAAUUAAUAUGAGGUGAAGUCUUUUUCACAAGUUCUGCAGCAGCGUCCAUGGCAGCAGUAGAGCAGCUCAGGAGGUUGGGCGGGUUGCCCAGGGAUCAGAAAGGUUGCAGGUUCAGCAUAUUCAAUCAGUCAAUCAAAGCUUUAUUUAUAAAGCGCCUUCUGCAACUCUGUUAGGAAGCCCAAGGCGCUGAACAUGGUACAGUAGAAGGUAAAUAUAUUGAAUAAGUCAAAAAUAAAAGCAAUUCAAAUUACAAAAUACAAAUUCCAAAUUACAACAUUCUGGUACAGGACAAAUGUGUAAAACAAUGGAUUGAGUGAACCAAUGAAAACUGUGAAACAAAUUCAACAUAAAAGAGGGCCAAAAUCAAACAAGUUCAGGAAACGCCAAGCGGAGGAGGUGUGUUUUUAGGCGACUCUUAAAGACUGGCAGAGAUGGGGACAGCCUAACUGAGGGUGGCAACUGGUUCCAGAGUGACGGUGCUAGGACUGAGAAAGCCCGGUCCCCGCGAGUACGACACCUAGAAUGAGGUGCAUAUUAUGCAAAACACUCCUUUUGUGUUGCCGUGUGUGUCCCUACAGCAUCAUGAAACACUACAAAUCUGAAAAAAAUAAACAUCCAACCAUUUUCUGUGUUUGGUUCUCGGGAGUUUGUGCCUAAAACAAGGCGUUCUGAAAAGUCCCCGUUUGUGAUAUCACAAAUGGGGAAAUUAGCAUAGACCCACUUCUCAUGUGCAAGAGAGAGCUGUCGCUGGAAGAGCAGCGGCUCCACAACAAGCCCCUCCCUGAUGUUGGUUGUCUCCGGUUAUUGCACCCUGGGUGGAAGAGGGGUGGGAGUGGCCAGCUCCAGCUUGUUUUCUUAAAGUGACAGAGGCCUGAAACAGCUCAUUCUGGAAGGUACUGAAAAAAAUGUACUGCUGAAAUUGCUUCUUUUGAGAGGGAUUUAGCGCAAAGAACUUAAUAAACACGCAUUAUAUCAACCAUAGAUCUAUUAUAACUUAAAAAAAUAAUCAUAAUAUCCAUCCAUCCAUUUUCUUCCUCUUAUCCAGAGUCAGGUCACGGGGGCAGCAGCCUAAGCUGAAAGGCCAAGAAUUCCCUCUCCCCAGCCAUUUGGGCCAGCUCUUCCUGGCAAAUCCCAAGGCGUUCCAUGGCCAGCUGAGAGACACAUAGUCCCUCCAGCAUGUCCUGGAUCUUCUGGUCUCCUCCUGGUUGGACACCUCAACUGGCUCCUCUCGAUGUGGAGGAGCAGCAGAUCUACUCCGAGCCCCUCCUGGAUGACAGAGCUUCUCACCCUAUCUGUAAGGGAGAGCCCAGACACCCUGCGGAGAAAACUCCUCAUGGCCGCUUGUAUCUGCGUUCUCGUUCUUUCGGUCACUACUUAAAGCUCGUGACUACAUGUGAGGUUAGGAACGUAGAUCAACAUGUAAAUCAAGAACUUCACCUUCCAGCUCAGCUCUCUCCUCACCACGACAGACCGGUACAUCAGUCCGCCUAUCGAUCUCGCGCUCCCUCUUUCCCUCACUCGUGAUGAGCAAGAACUCGAACUACUUAAACUCCUCCACUUGAGGCAGAACCUCAUUCCUGACCUGCAGAAGGCACCUUUUUCCGACUCAAGACCGUGGUCUUUAAACCUGACAUUAGGUCUAAAUGACAGCAAUGAUGUAAAGCAUAUGCUUGUUAAAAGUGAUGUUAUUUUAAAAAUCAUCAAAAGAAAAAUUCAUUAACAGAUUUGGACUGUUAAAUGUUGCUGAAUUACUUCACAAAACAUCAUCAAAAUAAAUCAAUUCUAACCUAAAGUUUGCAGCCAGCCACACUGGUCAAGAUGUCGGGCAAAACUCUAAAGCAGGCUACUGAGUCACUUGGCAACAAUAAGAGCUACAACAAGGUAUCGUAUGUUUAAAAGAAUGAACGUGAAGCUUCCAACUGCAGGAAAAUGGCAUUUUUAAAAGAAGUAUCUUCAGCUUUGCUGGCAGUAAGUCGGGCUCGUUCCCAGUGAGAGCUGGACUCCGCCAAGGCUGCCCUUUGUCACCGACUCUGUUCAUAACCUGUAUGGACAGGAUUUCUAGGCGCAGCCAAGGUGUGGAGGGCAUCCGUUUUGGUGGCCUGAGGAUCAGGUCUCUGCUUUUUGCAGAUGAUGUGGUGCUGUUGGCUUCAUCAGAACGUGAUCUUCAGCUUUCGCUGGAGCGGUUUGCAUCCGAGUGUGAAGCAGCUGGGAUGAGAAUCAGCUCCUCUAAAUCUGGGACCAUGGUCUUGAUUCGGAAAAGGGUAGAAUGCCUUCUCCGGGUCAGGGACGAGGUCCUGCCCCAAGUGGAGGAGUUUAAGUAUCUCAGGGUCUUGUUCACUAGUGAGGGAAAACUGGAGCGUUAGAUCGAUAGGAGGAUUGGUGCUGCAUCUGCAGUGAUGCGGGCGUUGUACCGGUCUGUCGUAGUGAAGAGAGAGCUGAGUCAGAAGGCGAAGCUCUCGAUUUACCGGUCGAUCUACGUUCCUACCCUCACCUAUGGUCAUGAGCUUUGGGUAGUGACCAAAAGAACGAGAUCACGGAUACAAGCGGCUGAAAUGAGUUUUCUCCGAAGAGUGACUGGGCUCUCCCUUAGAGAUAGGGUGAGAAGCUCGGUCAUUCGGGAGGGGCUCAGAGUAGACCCGCUGCUCCUCCACAUCGAGAGGAGCCACUUGAGGUGGCUCGGGCAUUUGGUCAGGAUACCUCCUGGACGCCUCCCUGGUGAGGUUUUCCGGGCACGUCGAACCAGGAGGAGGCCUAAAGGUAGACCCAGGACACGGUGGAGGGACUAUGUCUCUCAUCUGGCCAGGGAACGCCUUGGGAUUUCCACGGAGGAGCUGGCCCAAGUGGCUGGGGAGAGGGAAGUCUGGGCCUCUCGCCUUAGGCUACUGCCCCCGUGACCCGACUCCGGAUGAGCGCAUGAAAAUGGAUGGAUAGAUGGAUCUUCAGCUGCCGAGGCUUUGUUGCUGCCUGUGAGAUUUCAAAAAGUUGUUGGCUUGUUUUUUACGGAGCAGUAACCUUGUACACUGUUGGUGGACGAAUGAAAAUCAACUGAAAUCAAAAUAUGUGACCUGCUGACUGAGAAAUUUUACAAACGUCUGCUCAGAACGGUGGCUAAAAACUGGAUUUGACCAGCUGAAAGCAUGAAGGUCAAAAAGCCACAAACACUCCACCAAAAGUUAUGUGGAUGUAAAGUUUAAGAAACACGCCGAAUCAAACUGAAAAGUGCAAAAUAAAUAAAAAAAAUAAAAAAAUAAAUAACGUGUUGAUUCUUUUCCAAGAUCCAGUCGUUGGGAUUAAAUUUAACUGGAACUGUGUAUUAUCGGUCUCACGCACACCCACACACACACACACACACACACACACACACACACACACACACACACACACACGACUGGAAUGAUGACAGUGUUUUCCUGCUGAUAUGCCAGCAUUAGACGCCUCACAUCCUGUUGAGCUAUAAGACGAGCCCUGAUGUCAGUCAGGGACCCCAACAAGAUCCGUGGAAAUACUCUGAAUUCUGAGGUGAAACGCAGAAAGGUCACAGAAAAUCGGUGCAGAGAGAAGACUUCUUAUUUCAUUUAAAUGCAAGAUGAAGUCUGAACUCGUCAUCCUCUUUCUUGCUGCUUUCUUUGCUGCAUCUUCCUCUUAUGCUGAGAUCGCAGAUGAAUACGAUGUUGUUGUGGUGAGAGAGAACAAUCCCACCACUUUGGGCUGCGCUGGUAACAAACUGACGGGUGACAUGUCCAUCAACUGGAUGGUGAAACCAGGAAACGUGGGUGAGUGGAAGCUAAUUCUCUCAGUAAAUGAAAAGACAACGUUUUCUGGAGGCGCCUGGAAGGAAAGCAUUCAGCUGGUUGACAGUCACUCUCAGAGCACCAGGGACUUCUCACUGCUUUUAUCGCCCAAAGAGGAGGACGGGGGUCUCUACACGUGUCUGAUGAAGCAUCAGAAGAGGAAAGUCAAGGAGAUCGUCUACCUCUUGGCAGUCUUUACAGUCAGCUUGUACCCCGCUCCGCCCGUCCCUCAGAACAGCAUCCUGCGGCUGAUUGGUCGUGUUACUCCUGACAUCGCUGUCACCAAAAUCACCUGGACAGCACCUGGCGGGCUUCUCAUGAAGACUGAGCGGAAGCCGAACACGGGCACAGUGACCAAACUGCCUCUGGUCCAGAAAAGUGACGGCGGGACUUACACCUGCACCGUUUACCCGCAGGGCAACAGCACCGGCGUUCUGGCUGCAACCGUGAACCUGACUGUUGACGCUGACAAAGUGGCCCCAUUCACCAGCUCAGAACAACAUCACAUGAUCCACACCGGUACCGAGGCCCAGAAAGCCUUCCUCCUGACCUGCCCCAGCGUCCAGGGAGACUGUGUCAAGUUAUCCUGGCUUCCUUCAAAUUUCAACAGAGGCAAAUACCCAGAUUAUAAGAAAAUGAAGCUAGUCUACAAAUAUGACCGCUGGAGGGGGUCGGCGCAACGGAAAAAGGCGGGAAUCCGGCUGGCUGGCUUGCCUUACAACGCAAAGGCCGGGAGCUUCUCCUUCCAGAUGAGCCUUGACCUCAGUGAUGGCGGUAUUUACAUCUGCCAGGUUUUCCUCAAUGAUAACAUCUUCCUCCAGAAUACGACUCUCAGCGUGCUGAAAGUUAAAACUUCCAAUUAUUCCUCAAAGCUGGAGUUGUUGUGUCGGUUCUCAGAGCCGCACCAGGUUUACCGUGCUGUGUGGGAGCACAGCAAUGAGAGUCGCCAGCUGGUGUCGAGCUCCAGAGGCCCCGGCAGCAUCAGCACCACUCUGCCUUUACCCAUCACCUCAGACGUGGUAGGGAGGUACACCUGCGUCCUGCAGCUAAAAAAUGGCCAGAUCAUCAGAGCAGACACCGUAAUCACAGUGCCCUCUAAAGUGCAAGUCAGCGCCACCACCCCCUCCUUGCUCUCCAAAACCUCUCCUUCUCUCUUUGCUUUAUUACUCCCAGUGCCCCUGGUUGCUGCAGCUGUCGGUGUGUUGCUAUGGAGACAGAAACACAUUUCUGAUCGCGGUAUUGAGCAGUCACUGUCUGUCCACUCGGGUGAAGCAGAGAACCUCUACGAGAAUCCUGAAGAUUUCAGACAGGUGAUGAAGUCACCAUGUCCUCUGAUGGAUCGAUCCUUCUCCAACAUCUUCCUCCUGGUCCUCAGCUCUCCUCUUUCUCAUUUCCUGAUCUCAUCCACGUUUUUAGUUUUAUUUCUCUUUUACAUUUCUGUUUUCCCUCCCUUUCCAUGUCCUUUCUGGUUCUCUAAACCUGUUUUCUGCACUCUCUUCCACCCCAGCAGGCCCUUCCUCAGGGUUCAGUCUACAUGGAUUUGAAGCCGAGAGGAGACGGUGAUGUCUAUAAAGAACUGGAGCGGUACGAGCAGUGUCAGGGCUGAUCUCCUAUCCACAUUUCAUCCUCAUCCACCUGUCACAUUCUCUCACUUCACAGCUGCAACAAAGGCCUUUGUGAACAACGGAACGUCGGAGUUUGGACUUGAAUAAAAACUUUUAUGUUUAUUGGAAAUGCUUGUGGUUUUGUUUGGGUUUUUAAUCUACAUUAGCAGCUGCUCUUUGCAGGGGCGUGUCCAGAGAGUGGCCGAGGAUAGCACAUGCCACCCUUUGAGUCUGAUUGGCCACCCCACUGAGUUUUGUUUAAAGAUAAAGUCCCAUUAGUCGAUAUCACACACUGUUGAAAUUACAUCUCCACGUUUGAGCUAUCCCUGUAGGGAGUGGUGACCUGCAGCAGUGGUUUGGAACAAUUUGGCUAUUCAAUUCCCCAACCCAACCUCUUAAAGCUGAAUGUCUAGCAGGGAGGCACUGGGUCCCGAUUUUACCUCAUUGAUCUCCUAGUCCCAGUGUGGACACUAACCACCAGGCCCCUGAGAAGGUAACUUUACAAUGUACAGAAAGGCUUGAGGUUACAAACCAUAAGCUUGUACCUUAAACCAGGGGUUCCCAAAAUAUUUUCUUUGAGGACCCCCUUGCUGGUGUCCAAGACAAGCCAGGACCCCCAACCCCAAGUCCUACACACAUACACACAUUAUGUGACCAGUUACUAUCUUUAUACAGAGGUAUAACUUAUACUUGUAGUUCUGUCAUUAUGUUAUUGGGAUUUUAUAAAUGUUAUUUUUUCAAAUGAAAUCUUGUUAACCACACAACCAUAGCAAAGACAAAAUUGUUGGGACCCCCUGCAAUCUUGUGGGGACCCCCUUGGGGGCCCCGACCCCCAAUUUGGGAACCCCUGCCUUAAACAAUGGUUUCUAGCCCCAACCUACAGAACCUUUCUGUAUUAUUGUUUAUUUUGUUUUGUUUAUUUCAUAUUGACAUGAAUAGCAGUUAGAGUACUGGUACCACUGCACCCCAGUUGGGAAGAAGAAGAAGAAGAAGAAGAAGAAGA
Nothobranchius furzeri (turquoise killifish) is the source of this 8929-nucleotide messenger RNA. The record is from RefSeq and is a predicted model, not a curated record. NCBI's taxonomy places the organism in Eukaryota, Metazoa, Chordata, Actinopteri, Cyprinodontiformes, Nothobranchiidae.